Bicyclus anynana (squinting bush brown) is the source of this 902-nucleotide messenger RNA. Its product is annotated as androgen-dependent TFPI-regulating protein-like. Lineage: Eukaryota; Metazoa; Arthropoda; Insecta; Lepidoptera; Nymphalidae. The record is from RefSeq and is a predicted model, not a curated record. Bases 152 to 877 code for a protein of 241 amino acids. Gene Ontology annotation, cellular component: endomembrane system; membrane. The transcript has 5 exons.
GUUAUAUUGGUCUACGUUACACAAUAUUCACAAGCUAGUUUAAAGACAGUUAUGUGUUGUGGUAAGUGAAGAGUAGAUGUCUUAGAGAAGAAAAUAACUCAAACGAAAGUUAUUAAAUUAUAGUGUGAAAGUGUGAAUAAGUUUCAGAGAUAUGGCGGAUAAAACAACAUACUGUCGCAUGUUAGGCCACGUGCUCACUAUAGCGAUGCAUGUGGGUAACAUAGUGUACAUGAACCGAGGGUUCAGUCCCGAGGUGCUGCAAGACCCUCAGCUGAAAGCGUUCGGAAAACUGCAACCGAGAUACUUCACUGUUUGGACUUUUGUCCUGCAAAUAAUCAAUGCGUGUACUGGUCUUGUUUGCGACUAUCUGGUAAUAUCAAACUCGGAGAAUAAACUGUACAAGUUGCCCAAACACCUCAGAGGGUUCAAAAACACCUUGUUCUCUGCGAUACUGUGGCCUUCAACUUGGGUUGUAUGCUCAAUAUUCUGGGGCCUGUACCUAUACGACCGAAGCCUGAUUUUCCCAGAGUUUAUCGACAAAGCACUGACAACAACAUCCAAUCAUAUAAUGCACACUGCUAUCAUUUUCGUUGUGUUGUGGGAGGUAUACUUCACGCCUAGAGUCGAACCUAGGUCUCACAGACGGAACAUAUUACAUAUAUUAACUCAUUUGCUGUUGUACUUAGCAGUAUUAUUUUACACUCACAUGCAACAUGGCGUAUGGCUGUAUCCCAUAUUUUCUUUGGUCUACGGCACCAUAUACUUCCCACUGAUCAACAUAGCAAUUGGAGUUAUAGCUCUAACAUUUUAUUACCUGCAGUGGACCAUAAUCAAUUAUCUAUGGUCAGAUUCGGCAAAGACAAAGAAGAUUACAUAGUAAAUUGAUAGUUAUGAAACAAUUG